AAGGAGGUGGAGGAUCUUGUUUCCACUCGGGUGAUUUUUGGCGUGUCAGAGAAGGAGGAGGAGGGAAACAUACAUAACGCAACAAAUAACCAGGUUAACAACCAGCCUUACAACCACGUUGAUAACCAGGCUAACCAGCAACUGAACCUGCAGGUUAACAGAGAAAACCAGGAGGCUGUGGAUGUUUGUUGUUUGAGGAGAUGAACCAGAUGGAGUCUGAAGAAAAUCUGCUCCAUGUUUCUCUGCUGCUGCUGCUCUUUGGAUCACAAUUCACCCUGGUGGGUCCAGCAGCACCUGAGGAAGGCUGGCAGGUGUACAGCUCAGCUCAGGACACUGAAGGUCGGUGUGUUUGCACCGUGGUCGCUCCUCAGCCAACAGUUUGCUCCAGAGAUGCUCGAACCAAACAGCUCAGACAUCUGCUUGAAAGGGUGCAGAACAUGAGUCAGUCUAUCGAGGUGUUGGACCAGCGCACUCAGAAAGAUCUGCUGUUUGUGGAGAAAAUGGAAGUUCAGCUGAAAGAUCUGGAGAACAAGUUCAAACUGGUGGAGGAUGGACAUGAAACCAACAUCGCCAGACAGUUCAAGUCCAUCAAAGCAAAAAUGGAGGAGUUACGUCCUCUGAUCCCGGUUCUCGAAGCCUACAAGGCCGAUGCUCUGCUGGUCCAACAGUUUAAGGAGGAGGUAGCAAAUGUGACAGAGCUGCUGGGGUCACUGCAGGAACAAAUGGGAGGACUGGAUUACCAGGAGCUCCACAGUCGAGUGAUGACUCUGGAGGACCGACUGAAGGCGUGCAUGCAGAGGCUGGCCUGUGGGAAGCUGACAGGAAUUUCUGAGCCAAUCACCAUCAAAUCGUCUGGAUCCAGAUUUGGAUCAUGGAUGACUGACCCACUGGCUCCGACUGGAGACAACAGAGUUUGGUAUAUGGAUGGUUACCAUAACAACCGCUUUGUAAGGGAAUAUCAGUCAGUGUACGACUUCAUGUCGACUGACAACUUCACCUCUCACCGUCUGCCUCACCCUUGGUCCGGCACUGGUCAGGUUGUUUAUAAUGGCUCCAUUUACUACAACAAGUUCCAGAGUCACACCAUCAUCAAGUUUGACCUCAGCACAUCACUCAUCAGUCGCUCUCGGCAGCUCGACUUUGCUGGCUAUAACAACAUGUACCAUUACUCCUGGGGGGGCCACUCAGAUAUUGACCUCAUGGUAGAUGAGGGCGGGCUCUGGGCUGUUUAUGCGACCAAUCAGAAUGCUGGAAAUAUUGUCCUAAGUCAGUUAAACCCAAACACUCUGCAGAUCAUCCGCAGCUGGACCACCAACCACCCUAAACGCAGCGCUGGCGAGGCGUUCAUGAUCUGUGGAACCCUGUAUGUUACUAAUGGGUAUUCAGGUGGAACCAAAGUGCACUACGCAUACUCCACCAACUCCUCCACGUACGAGUACAUCGACAUCCCCCUGACAAAUAAAUACAGUCACCUGUCCAUGCUUGACUACAACCCUCGAGAGAGGGCCCUGUACGCCUGGAACAAUGGCCACCAAGUCCUUUAUAAUGUUACACUUUAUCACAUUAUACAGUAAAACUUCAACAAAAAACAACCCCCAUAAUAUCCCCUAUAAUAUUACAUGCAGCCACGUUGUACGGUACAAUUAAAGCACAAUGCAGUAUUGUUGCAAACUUGCCCUCCUAGAAAAAUACCCUCCCACAAAUCUAAACUACAGUCUUAGUUGUGUGUGUUUUUUUUUUUUUUUACACGUUUCCAAAAACAAAUUAAGUUUACAUUUCAGUGUAUCAACGUGAUAAUGUCACUAGUGAUUUUGGCAAUUAUAAAUCAGAUUAUAACCAUUAGGUUUAGGGACUUAAAGCAUCUGGCUAAGGCUAAGAUAAAAUAACAUUUUUUCUCAGUUAAGUUGGUGUGCUGUUUGGUGGAUGAUUAAAAUACACUGAAAUGUCCUAUGUGGCAGAUGUCUCAUGGACAUCUUGCUCUCCAUAGAAACACAUCCGAAUGUCUUCAUAAGCCAGUAACUACCCACCACAAAUAUUCCUACAUUUGGUUUUGUUUUGGUCUCACAUCUUGUGAUGAAUGUCUCACAGACGUGUCACCGACUCAACAUCCUCCCGGUGAGAAUUUGCCUCAAAAACCUGUGAAUUAUACGUCACAAUUGGUUAUAUGCCAAAAACAAAGAUAAUCUGGGAGUAAAUAUGUUCCUUAUGAAAUGUAAUUCUAGAGUGCAGUUUAGCUGUGUGGGAAUGUCAUUUCUCGGAGACAGAAUUGAUCUUUGAGUUAAGUCCUCGGAUUGUGAUCAGCCAUAGACAUGAACUCAAAGACUUGAAGCUGAGCAGUCCAACAAAAAAAGAAAAUCACUGUCCAAAUUCACAGUCCAUGUCUGUCUGAUUUACUCGUUUUAGGUGAUCAGUUCAGGAGCAGAGAUGCUGCUCUGAGUCAAUGCACUCAAUAUUGUGCACAAAGGUUGUAAAUUCCCUGUUAUGAGUAGGCACUUUUAAUUGGAAUACCCCAUGAAGUCAUGGAUUCAUUCAAACUGAAUUCAUGAAUUCAUUCAGACGGCUGUUCUGAGCCUCUGGUGUGAAAAGUUUCUUCUUUUUCUUCUUCGCUCUUUUUGUGUCUCAUAUGUCAUCGGUUCAAUUUUACACAUGUUCAAUAAACAUGUAAACUUUUAAGACAGUAAUCAGACAGA
Molecule: messenger RNA, 2690 nt
Organism: Solea senegalensis (Senegalese sole)
Lineage: Eukaryota; Metazoa; Chordata; Actinopteri; Pleuronectiformes; Soleidae
Product: noelin-like
Exons: 6
Coding region: 201-1574 (457 amino acids)
Biological process (GO): signal transduction
Source: RefSeq, a predicted model, not a curated record